Messenger RNA from Culex pipiens pallens (northern house mosquito), 1043 nucleotides. Its product is annotated as serine protease SP24D-like. Bases 125 to 946 code for a protein of 273 amino acids. The transcript is spliced from 3 exons. The record is from RefSeq and is a predicted model, not a curated record. Lineage: Eukaryota; Metazoa; Arthropoda; Insecta; Diptera; Culicidae. Gene Ontology annotation, molecular function: serine-type endopeptidase activity. Gene Ontology annotation, biological process: proteolysis.
AACUGCCACCAGUUGUCUUGUGAGGAACUCCAGCACCCAUCGUUGUCACAUUAUCAGUUUUAAGAAUAAAUUUCAACCUAAAUCGCUAGUGAACUUUUAACUUGUACUGUCAACAUCAAUCAAGAUGUCUCGAAGGAUCUUCGGUUUUCGAUGGCUUUCAUUAGUUUUAUCACUUUUAUCAGUUAAUGGUGAGACAUUUCUGCCAAUCGAAAAAGCCAAACUGAAAGUUAUACGGAAUCCACCUGAUUUCGCACCCCGCAUCGUUGGUGGAAAUUAUGCCACACUUGGUCAAUUUCCGUUCCAAGUUGCUUUACAUUACGGAAAUGGCUUUUGUGGUGGAUCGCUUAUUCGCAGCAACUGGGUCCUAACUGCGGCUCAUUGUGUGUACGAUAGCAACCAUCGAGUUAUUUCCCCUGAUAAGAUGACUAUUCGUGCUGGAACCGUGUUCAAAGAUCAAGGAGGGUUCACACGAAAAGUUCAGCAAGUGAUUGUGAACGGAAAAUACAAAAGUAGAGACAAGUACAAGUAUGACUUUGAUCUCGCGCUACUGAAAUUGACGGAGUCGUUCCAGCUGGAUAAGUACAUCAAAACUAUCCCUCUAGUCAGAUCUCGCAAAGAUCUGAAGGCUACUGAUGUGGUGACCAUUUCGGGAUGGGGAAAGGUAUCAGAGACAGGAUCAACUUCCAAAAUCCUUAAAUACAAUCGUGCCAAGCCUCUAUCAUCCUUUACAUGCUUCUUCAAAACUAGAACAAUUAGAAUUUUGUGUCUUGAAUCACCGAUCAACAAUGGCGUUUGUGGCGGUGACUCUGGUGGACCAGCAGUAUUAGGUAACAGGCUAGUUGGUGUGGCCAAUUUCGGCUACGGCUGCGGAACCACAAAUCCGGACGGGUACGCAAAGGUUUCGGAUCAUAUCAAAUGGAUUGAUGCCACAAUCAAUCGGUACUGAAAAGAAGAAAACAGGGCAAAUAUAUAAAGAAAUGAUUUAAUAAAAGAACUUUGGCAUACAUGGGACAUUUAAUAAAAGAACAUUGACAUUUACAUAG